Molecule: messenger RNA, 4975 nt
Organism: Pogonomyrmex barbatus (red harvester ant)
Lineage: Eukaryota; Metazoa; Arthropoda; Insecta; Hymenoptera; Formicidae
Gene: Unr
Product: cold shock domain-containing Unr
Molecular function (GO): nucleic acid binding
Source: RefSeq, a predicted model, not a curated record
UCGUGGUCGCUCCCGCUGGCCGUAUGUGAACGCCGAAUGUUGACAUUCAACAUGGCGGCAUGUCGUCAGUGCUGUGCUGUGUCGUGCUUGUGUCAUUGUUAGUUUAGGACACUUCUGAAACUAAGGCUCACUGUAAAUUCUACAUUUAAAAGCUGAAGAAGGAAAACGAACGUUACUAUAGAAAUAUCAAAUAUCGGAAGAACACAAUCAGACUCAGCACGCAUUGAAGACAUCUGAGGAUUUUCAAGUCAACAUUUAUCCUUUAAAUCUCCUAUGUUUUUGAUUUACUCUUUUUGUAAGGGAUAACUGAUGUUUAAAAGGAAACACAGUUGUUCUAGUGCACGCUAAAUUGAGUAUUUAUCAGUUGUUAUAAUAUUCAAGCAUAUACGUAUGGAAAGUAUUGACAGUAUAUGGUGUGCUAAGAUUUUGUACUUGUAUUAAGUCGUAAAAGUCAGCAUUAACCGCAUUGUUCAUUUGUAUAUUGUAUACACAACAAGCCUUGUGAGCAAGAGAUAGGUGAGCCAAUACAGUGACCGUGAUUGUGAUUGCGGCUGAGAUUGUGCUGCUCCGCUUGGUUAAUAGAACAUUUUUAUCUGCGUUUAAGGAGUGCCAAGUUUGUGUGUCGAACUACUAUGGUACUCUUUGGUAUAAAUAAUUCAUGAUAAACGCGUUAAAAUAUUUUCAAGAGACCUCACUUCCACUUUCUGGUCACAAAGGAGCCUGCAUUUCUGCAGCAUUUUUAAGGAGCCACUCUUCCUCUUCAUUAAGUUCUUGUAAUAUUAUAAUAGUGAACAAAGAUAUAAGGUACCAAGAACCGUUCUGUGAUAUCUAUGUUAAACAAAUAAUUGAGAAAGACUAAAAAUUUCUAAAUAUAAGUAUAUAUAUAUAUUGUGGGGUGAAACAAGUGUGUAAACGUAAAAGAAAUUAAGUAAUUGUUUCAAGAGAAGAAGGGCUAAAUUAUACGUAAAUAUUAUACAUAAUACUGCGCAAAUUGAAAAGACAAUGUCCAACAAUCCUCAGUGGAAAACGUUCCAGCCGCCGCCAAUCAUGAACUCUGACCCAGCAAUACUUGAUUAUAAGUCUAUGGCUAUACCAAAUCCUAAAGCCAUAACGGGAUCUCAUCAGCCAACGUCUAAUAAUUAUCGAAAUGGUACCAACUACACUGGUGAUCAUUAUAUGGGUUCACCUCCUGAAUGUGGUAAAAAUUCUACCACUAAUUAUGGAAAUUAUCCUGGUACACAAUCGUCGCCACGUAAUGGCGCCACAAGAUUUCCGUUUGAAUUCACAGGCAUGGAAACAAAUGCUAGUUAUCCAAACGAACCUGCCACUAAUAAUUCUACUUACCAGGAUCAAUCUGCGAAUCAAGGAACACGGGAAACUGGUAUAAUUGAAAAAUUAUUGCAUUCUUACGGAUUCAUACAAUGCUGUGAAAGACAGGCAAGAUUGUUUUUUCAUUUUAGCCAAUUUAGCGGUAAUAUUGAACACUUGAAAAUUGGAGAUCCAGUAGAGUUUGAAAUGACUUACGAUCGACGAACAGGUAAACCUAUUGCAAGCACCGUCAGCAAAAUCGCUCCAGUGGCAUUAGGCGAUCAACGGUGCAUUGGCAAUGUAACGACAGAGUUACAAGCGAGCGGCGAUUCGCAGGGGCGUAUCAGUUAUGAAAAUCGUGGAGAAUGUUUUUUUUUGCCAUAUACCAAAGAUGAUGUUGAGGGAAACGUCACCUUAUGUGCUGGUGAUAAAGUGUCAUUUCAAAUUGCUACUAAUCAACGAGGAAACUUGGGUGCAUGUAAUGUAAGACUAGAAAAUCCGGCACAUCCGGUUCGUUAUCGCGGAGUGGUAUGCUCAAUGAAAGAAAAUUUUGGUUUUAUCGAGCGUGCUGAUGUAGUCAAAGAGAUAUUCUUCCACUUUAGCGAGGCUAAAUCUAUGAAAGAAGAACUUAGGCUAGGAGAUGAUGUAGAAUUUAUAAUACAGACCCGCAAUGGGAAGGAGGUAGCUUGUAAUAUUACAAAGUUACCGCCUGGCUCAAUUGUAUUUGAAGAAGUCAGUAAUGAAGUGGUGAAAGGGCAAGUCUUGAAACCUUUGGAGAGAGGCACUGCUGCUCGUCAUCAAAAUGAUCCGUUACCUGGUCGUAUUCGAUAUAGAGACAGUGAUCAUUCUGAAGUUGAAGUACCCUUUGGUGAUAAAGAUCAAAAAGGAGAUUUUACUCUUAGGCAUGGGGACUGGGUCCAAUUUCGUAUUGCGACAGAUACUAGAGAUCAGCUUAAAAGAGCUACAGAGAUAAUGUUAUUACCAGAAUCUUUCACUGUGUCAGGGGAAAAACGAGAACAAGGUGUAAUACAGUCUCUUAAAGAUGGAUUUGGCUUUAUUCGUUGUGUAGAAAGAGAGCCAAGACUCUUCUUUCACUUUAACGAAGUUCUUGAUGUUGAUAGAGAAAUUAGUGUAGGGGAUGAAGUUGAAUUUACAGUCAUGCAAGAUCCUUCAUCAUCAUUCUCUAAUACUCGACAAAGUGCUACUAGACUGAAACACUUGCCAAUGGGUACUGUAACAUUUCAAACUAUUAUAGAGAAGGAUAUAUUAGGUACUGUAAUACAGGAUACUAAUUCGAUGGAACCUGGUCUUAUUGGAUAUGGCCAACAGAAGAGCAUCAUUUUCUUCUCCAAAGAUUGCGACCCUAAACAUAUUCCAAAAUUGGGUGAUAAGGUAAUGUUCAAUAUUGUUCAAGUGAAACGAAAUAAAGAACUUGUUGCUGAAGACAUAUUUUUAGUAAACGCCGCUGGUGAAAAAAUUCAAAAUGUUAACAAAAAAUCAAACGGACAAGUAUGUCAAGGUUUUAUCGCCGCCCUUAAGGAUGGGUUUGGCUUUAUUGAGACCGUAAAUCAUGAUAGAGAAAUAUUUUUUCACUACAGUAAUUUUGAAGGAGAUGCUAGUACAUUGGAAUUAGGAGCUGAUAUCGAAUGUACAAUUAGUAAUUCGAGUAAUGGAAGAGGGUCUGGAGGUUGCGUAGCUGCGGAUCAUGUUAAAGUAGUACCUCGCGGAAGUAUUCCCAGGCCAACGCCAGUCAGCGAGGUACUCGAUGGUACUGUGGUACGACCGUUGCGAAGCGCAAAUCCUGAGCAGGCUGAGUACGCUGGUUUGAUCAAGAUUAAUCCAACUAACGAAGAUGAAGAGACGCCGGAAUAUGAAUUUGGGAUCAUGGGACUUUCUAACAAACGGGAGCUAUUGCAGGCUGGCGAUCCUGUGCAAUUACAGGUUGAUUCAGCGGGUCAUGCUUGUAACAUCGUAGCUGUUAGGAAAAAAAGAAGAGCGACUGUGGAUGCAAUGAAGGGCCCCUUCGGCUUUCUCGCUUAUGAAGUCGAUGAAGGUAGAAAAUUAUUCUUCCACGUAAGUGAGGUUCGAGAUCACGUUACGCUGCAGCCAGGAGAUCAGGUUGAAUUCGUUUUGGUUACUAAUCAACGUACUGGCAAAUCAUCAGCGUGCAGUGUAACUCGAUUAAGCGAUGCAGUCCAGCAAAGACCCGAGCGAUUAAUAAGUCGAUUACGUACUAUAUCGCUGGAAGAUACUGGUCCAAAAUUAACUGUAGUCAGGCAACCAAAAGGGCCUGAUGGCACGCGCGGAUUCAAUCAGGAAAGAUGCCAGCGUAUCCCUGGUGCCAUAGAAGAAUAAUGCGCCUGGGCAGCUAAUGAGACUGGGCUAUUAAUUAUCCAAAUUGUAAUCUACAAUUUGUUUUUAGUCUAUACUUCGAUACAGAGAUUAUUAUUGUAAGCAUGGUCGUAAACAUUUGCCAAAUUCAGACUAAUGUGACAACAAUAAUUAUAAUGAUAAUAAUCUGAAAAUGGAUGGUGACCAAGGGCCGGAAUAAUAUAAAAGUAAAAAAAAAGUAAACAAAAGAACAACGACUUAUUUUAUCACCUCAUAAAGGAAGGAAAUGGGAGGAAAAGGAAUAAGAAGACGAUUCGUUUUACUCAGAUAAAUGUUAGAAUUUAUUCUAAUACGUAAUUGGUUUCUCUCUUUAGUUAAUUUCCCUACAUCUUGAUGAAUUUAUAGCAUGCUACCUAUUCAAAGUUACUUUUUUGAGCGUAAUGGAUAGUUUAUAAGAUUCGAAAUUUUUUAUUAGUAUGUUUCUAUUUGCGUGGAAGUUCGGUAAAUAUAUAAUUUGUUACUUGAAAAUAUAUAACAAAUUACUAAAAGACAUCUCAAAAUACUUACAGGCUGGAUUUGCAAUCUGCUUGUAUUUGAGAUAUGUCCGUCUAUCUCUAUAAAAAAUAUAUACAUGUCGCGCGAUAUAUACCAUCUUUAUUCAUAUGAUUUAUUUUGAAACUUGAUUUACCUAUUAUGUACAUCGUAGUGUAAUAUAAAUGUACAAUGGGUAAAAAAGAAAAGAAAAAAACUAAUGCCAGAGUCUAUAUGAUGCAAAAAAGGUAAAAUUAAAAGAGAAUAGCCUUCACAGAUUCGUUAUUGAAAUUUGCUAAAUAAUUUUAUUAAGAACAAGUGAGUUUUGUUGUAAUAAAUUACGAUAUUGAGUCACUUUGUUAAAAAGAUGUCUAUGAAUUUGUAAAAAGGAAAGGAAGAGUUAUGACUAGCCAACUGUUUAUUCUUAGUAUAAUAUAUAUAUAUAUAUAUAUAUAUAUAAAUAUAAAAAUAUAUAUAUAUAUACACAUGUCGUUAAGUUCCUCUAAUGCAGUGUUGUAAAAUCAAAUUAGUAUUACUAAUUCUAUGGAUAUACAACAAUGGAAAUUACAAAAAAAACUAUGUAAAGAAUAAGAAGUCACGUUUUAUAAGUUUUGCCAUCUGAAACGGUAAGCGAGAUGCAUGUGGCAUUAUUGUAGAAAUAUGAGAGAAAUAAGGUAAAAUAAGGUAAAGUACAUAACACAAGCACGAUACAAACUAAGCGCUUGUCCCGAAACUCAUGGAUCCAACACAUCAUGUGCAUACAUAUUGUAAAAUUAUUGAUGAAUAAACAGUGGAAGCAUCGAAA